UCAAUAGCAGCAAAGCUCUUAGAGAAGCAAUGUGCUUCAUGAUGGAUCCGGCUCUAGGAAGGAAAACUUGUUAUGUACAAUUUCCACGGAGAUUUGAUGGCAUUGACUUGCACGAUCGAUAUGCUAAUCGGAACAUAGUUUUCUUUGAUAUCAACAUGAAAGGUCUGGAUGGCAUUCAGGGUCCAGUUUACGUGGGAACAGGAUGCUGUUUCAAUAGGCAAGCUUUGUACGGAUACGAUCCUAUUUUGACUGAAGCUGAUCUGGAGCCAAACAUUGUUAUUAAGAGCUGCUGUGGUAGAAGGAAGAAAAAGAACAAGAGUUAUAUGGAUAGUCAAAGCCGUAUUAUGAAGAGAACAGAAUCUUCAGCUCCCAUCUUCAAUAUGGAAGACAUCGAAGAGGGUAUUGAAGGUUAUGAGGAUGAAAGGUCAGUGCUUAUGUCCCAGAGGAAAUUGGAGAAACGCUUUGGUCAGUCUCCUAUUUUCAUUGCAUCCACCUUUAUGACACAAGGUGGCAUACCACCUUCAACAAACCCAGCUUCUCUACUAAAGGAAGCUAUCCAUGUCAUCGGUUGUGGAUAUGAGGACAAAACUGAAUGGGGAAAAGAGAUUGGCUGGAUCUAUGGUUCAGUAACAGAGGAUACUCUGACUGGGUUUAAAAUGCAGCAAGGGGCUGGCAAUCAAUCUACUGCAUGCCACCACGACCUUGUUUCAAGGGUUCUGCACCAAUCAAUCUUUCCGAUCGUCUUAAUCAGGUGCUCCGUUGGGCUCUUGGGUCAGUGGAAAUUCUGCUUAGUAGACAUUGUCCUAUCUGGUAUGGUUACAAUGGACGAUUGAAGCUUUUGGAGAGGCUGGCUUACAUCAACACCAUUGUUUAUCCAAUCACAUCCAUCCCGCUUAUUGCCUAUUGCGUGCUUCCCGCUAUCUGCCUCCUUACCAAUAAAUUUAUCAUUCCUGAG
Messenger RNA from Zea mays, 955 nucleotides. Its product is annotated as probable cellulose synthase A catalytic subunit 1 [UDP-forming]. The record is from RefSeq and is a predicted model, not a curated record. Gene Ontology annotation, biological process: cellulose biosynthetic process. NCBI's taxonomy places the organism in Eukaryota, Viridiplantae, Streptophyta, Magnoliopsida, Poales, Poaceae. Gene Ontology annotation, cellular component: membrane. Gene Ontology annotation, molecular function: cellulose synthase (UDP-forming) activity. The transcript has 4 exons. Bases 30 to 833 code for a protein of 267 amino acids.